Molecule: messenger RNA, 975 nt
Organism: Lichtheimia ornata
Lineage: Eukaryota; Fungi; Mucoromycota; Mucoromycetes; Mucorales; Lichtheimiaceae
Exons: 5
Coding region: 1-975 (324 amino acids)
Source: RefSeq, a predicted model, not a curated record
AUGGGAAAUCGCAUCUCAAAGAAGCGUCGCUUGCCCACCAUUAGCAGCACCAGUAGUGACAACAACGAUGGCUCAUUGUCCUUACAUAGUGGCUCACGCUCGUCCGAAAUGCGUGUUCCCAUUACUGAAGCCGAGGUUGAACGUCAACACUACUUGCACUUUUUAUUGAAGCAUAUUUUCCAAACCAACUAUUUUGCACCUAUUGAUCCUCUUGUGGCAAAACAACAACAACAACACAGUGAUGGAUCCAUGAUGGCGUUGGAUAUCAGUGGUGGUUAUUGCCCCACUUGGCUUAUGGAAAUGGGCCAAGUGUUCCCCCAGGUCCAAUUUCAUGGUGUCGAUGCCAACGAGUCUAUACCCCUGUACGAGUCAAAACAUGUGCCUGGCAACGUUCAUUUCGAGAAAAGCAACAUCCUCGACCACCUCGACUAUCCCGACAAUACUUUUUUCUAUGCUCAUCAACGCAUGAUGUACUUUUGUUACUAUGGCGACGAUAUACCCCAUGUAUUUAGUGAAUUGAAACGCGUCGUUAAACCUGAUGGAUGGGUGGAAUUGAUGGAGACUGAUGUGAUACCUAAACGCGCUGGGCCGAUGUUCAAGCAGUUACUAGAAAUAGCCGCUUAUCACUUGAAGGCACGACAGCAACUCUAUCAUGGUCCAGCACUGGUACGGGUUCUCAAGGAAAAUGGGUUUCAAGAUGUCACGGGUGACUAUCGUUCCAUUCCAGUAUGCUGGGGUGGUUAUAUAGGCAAGAUCAUGUAUGAGAACACGUUGACUGCAUUACGUGCCAUUGGACCUAUUAUUUACCAAGAAGUACUUGAUACGGAUGGGGAUUAUGUACAAGACGACUACGAUGAAUUCAUUGACAAGGCAUUCGACGAAUGCGUUACAUACCAAACAUUCUUUAAUAUCCACUGGGCUUAUGGAAGAAAGCCAUCGGCUACCACCACCACCACCACCACCCUCUCUAGGUAG